Candoia aspera is the source of this 6728-nucleotide messenger RNA. It is a transcript of the gene IP6K1, whose product is annotated as inositol hexakisphosphate kinase 1. The transcript has 6 exons. Gene Ontology annotation, cellular component: cytoplasm; nucleus. Gene Ontology annotation, molecular function: inositol hexakisphosphate kinase activity. Lineage: Eukaryota; Metazoa; Chordata; Lepidosauria; Squamata; Candoiidae. The record is from RefSeq and is a predicted model, not a curated record. Gene Ontology annotation, biological process: phosphatidylinositol phosphate biosynthetic process; inositol phosphate biosynthetic process. The coding region runs from base 226 to 1515 and encodes 429 amino acids.
UGUUGAUUCGAACUGUAGGGAGCAGGUGAGGGAAGUCUUGAAGCCGGCCUGGGGGGACCCAGCAGCAGCGCCCCCCGGCCAGGCAGGGGGAAAUUUACGUUGACUGUUGGCACCUAAUCACUUACUGAUCUAACUGAGGCGAGAUACUUUUCUUUUUGAGAAACUGCUCCUUCCACUCCAUGCAGCUCUCCCCAUGCCCCAAGUGUGUGACUUGUGCCCUACGCAAUGUGUGUUUGUCAAACCAUGGAGGUGGGGAAGCAUGGCAAGAACGCAACCCACACAGGAGGCCGAGGGGUCCUGUUGGAGCCUUUCAUCCAUCAGGUGGGCGGCCACAGCAGCAUGAUGCGCUACGAUGACCACACUGUGUGCAAACCUCUCAUAACCAGAGAACAGCGCUUUUAUGAGUCUUUGCCUCCAGAAAUGAAGGAAUUCACACCUGAGUAUAAAGGUGUAGUGUCUGUCUGUUUUGAGGGCGACAGUGAUGGCUAUAUUAACCUGGUAGCAUAUCCAUAUGUGGAGAGUGAAGCCUUGGAGCAAGAUGAUACAGCAGAGAGGGACCAGCCACGUCGCAAACACUCUCGCAGGAGCCUCAACAAACCAGGCAGUGGUAGUGAGCACAAAGAGGAGAAAGCAGGGCUCACUUCUGAGACCUUGGAAAGCAACCAGGACACAAGGAGCCUCAGGAGCUUCCAUUCGGAUGUUCCAUUUCAGAUGCUGGAUGGGAAUAGUAGUGUGAGUUCCGAAAAGAUCAGCUUUAAUCCAUGGAGUUUGCGUUGCCACAAGCAACAACUGAGCCGCAUGCGCUCGGAGUCUAAGGAACGAAAGCUCUACAAAUUUCUUUUGUUGGAGAAUGUAGUGCAUCAUUUCAAAUUUCCCUGUGUGCUUGACUUGAAAAUGGGGACCAGACAACAUGGGGACGAUGCAUCUGAGGAGAAGGCUGCUCGGCAGAUGAAGAAAUGUGCACAGAGCACUUCAGCCACACUGGGAGUCCGAGUUUGUGGAAUGCAGGUAUAUCAGCUGAAUACUGGGCAUUAUUUGUGCAGGAACAAAUAUUAUGGCAGAGGUCUUUCCACUGAGGGUUUUCGCAGUGCCCUUUACCAGUACCUGCACAAUGGCAUAGAACUACGAAAGGACCUUUUUGAUCCCAUCCUCAGCAAAUUGCAAAGUCUAAAGGCUGUAUUGGAGAGGCAGGCCUCUUACAGGUUCUAUUCCAGCUCCUUGCUCAUUAUUUAUGAUGGGAAGGAUACCCGUUCUGAGACAUACAUGGAACGCAGAGCAGAGAUGCGCCUAAAACAAGUGGACCUCUCCCUCACAGACAACCUACAAGAUGUCAGCAGCACAGAAUCUCUCUCCUUCCAGCCCAAGGUGGAUGUACGUAUGAUUGACUUCGCACACAGCACAUUCAAAGGCUUUCGGGAUGACCCCACUGUACAUGAUGGCCCUGAUAUGGGAUAUGUGUUUGGACUAGAGAGCCUUAUCAACAUAAUAGGACAGAUGAGGGAUGAGAAUCAGUAGCCUUGGGCUGGACUCUUUAAUUUUCUUUCCCAAGGAUAGGAAUAGACAGGACCACUAUUGGUACAGAGAAAGUGGACUCUUCUGCUUUGAAAAUACAGUGUUGUUUCAAUGUAUUUGACAAAGGACUUGAUAUCCUGGAUGAUCCUGGCAAAAUGGUUCUCGGUUUUCACUAUCCAGCCUGAACUCUUUGUGGGGGAAAUCAAUUCAUGGGCCCCAGCAUUUGGCAUUUUGUCUGGGGCUUGGUGUUGUGUAUAGCCCUUGUGUAUAGCCCUAUGUCUUUCAAAAAUGUGGAAACUGAUCCCCACCCCCACCCCGGGAAAGAACAGAUGUUGGGAUUCCAAUAUUCCACUUCCUUGUCAAAUUUCCAGUGAGGCACAAUGGUUUGAACUUCUUUUGUUCAAAAUGGGCAUUCAUAUUCAAGCUUUUGGGGCUGAUCAAUGCACAUGAUUUACACAUGCCCUACACUGUCAUUUUUGCCCCUGAGCAGAUGUGAAAUACUCUUCUAGAGGGAACAGAUAAUACUUCAUUUAUUUUCUCCAACCUGGUCAUUACCAGAUCAUCCCAACUGGGGAAAUAAAUGACCAAAGGGAAACCAGUGCAAUGCUUUAAUAAUUUUGCUUUGCAUCAUUUUGAUGAAGCUUCCAUACCUCCCCAAUCUCCUGAAGUUAACUGAAAUGAUUGAUUCCAGGAAUACCUAAUCAGAUGUCCACAACAGUGUCUUGAUGUCUGUCUUCAUGGGACACUUAAGGUGGCUAAAGAUACUUAAAAUACUUUCUGGGAUUAAUGAUGUUUUAUCAGGCAUGAAUUCUUUCCUCUGGUAAACACAGUAGUCUCUUCUCCAGCCUCAGUCACACCCAGACCCUGUGAUGCUGAAUGGUCAUUUCCUUUUCCUUCCUUUCCUAACAGCCUUCCUGCCAAAAUGGUACUCUUCCAUGCAGCUUCCAUCCACAGUAGUGAAGCACUCGACAGGCAGUUGAUGAGAAGUUGGUGUUUUUGCUUUGAGAACUUACUCCCAUUGUGGAUGGAAGAACCUGUCUGGCUUUGAAUGAUGGCCUUCUGGUAAAGAGUACUACCACCUGUGCUUAUCUUCACCUCAGGGAGCUGGUGUUUGCUGGCAUUGUUCCUACAAGUAGUAAAUAGUUGAAUGCAACUAAACCACAUUUUGCCCCACAUAUGUCUGUGGGCUUCUGUUGCAUGGGGUGACAUGUCAAUAAUUUGUAAAAUUAAUCUUGACAAUAUUCUGAAUGGAGAGUCAUAAUCAAUUUGCAGCUCUUGAAAGCAAAGACAGCACCAAGAAGUGUUGUAUGAACCAUAGAGAGUGGUUGCUCUGGUUAAGGCUAGGCCUAGCAGAGAUAAAUGCACUACUAGACCUCUUGGAAAUGCACUUUGUGGGAUUUGCUACAAUGGGGAACUGAUGUCAUGUCAUUAAUAUUGAGGACAGCUGUCUUAAGACUCUACUGUGGAUGUUCUUAAGAAGGGCUAGUGUUUGACCUAAAACUCUCACGUCGAAUCUGUGCCUCCCUUUGGGUGUCUAUGGCCUUUAUAGAUUUACUUGCAAGCAUUUUUGGGAUUUUUUUCAUCAAGGAACUUCUGGUUGAACUUUUUUUAGUGCCAGUAAGGAUCUGCAGAAGCAAACCUUGCUGAUGCCAUUUUGAAAGGCAGGUGAGAGUGCCACCUUGGUGUAUUGACCAGUGCUAAUCUUAGAUCUUGCUUUUUUUUCACAAGGCAAAGACUUUUACACUAGGAAGAAAAUGAUGCACUUCUUCCAGCAGUACUCUUGAUUCCUGGAUCUUUAAAAAAGUAUUCUGUGAGUUACUUUUUGACAUUUUGAGAUUGUGGCAUCAUAAUAUCUGUGUUGUCCCAUUUUAGUUAAACAGCCCUUUUCAGAAUGUCUGUGAAAAUUUGAACAGUGGAAGGAAAUUUUAGCCCCUCAGCUGUAUCAACAAAAGUCGAUCUAGAAAGCCACUCUACAAAGCUUACUUCCUGUUGUAGUGAUUGCCUCAUUUUAAAACUAAUAUAUAUAAAGUACUUUUGGACCAUUCAGAUUUUUACACUGCAAGUUCUAGAGCUUGUAAAUAGCUUUUUUUUUCCUUUCCUGUUUCCAGGUUUUCAUAAGGCUAGUAAUUCUGUUUGCUCAAUACAAAAGUAAAAAGUAGUAAAGAUACGUUUUUGUCGGUAUUUUAGCAUUGUGGUUUGCUUUCAGACAGUGUAACUGCAGAGCACAGUUUUGUUCUACAGCAAUAAGCUUUCCAAAUUCAAAUCUUUAAUUUCAAGUUAAGCAAAAGGACAAUUAUGAUUGUUUUUUGGUGAGUACCUUGUAUGUUUGAAGAAUUUAUCUUUUACUGUUAAAGCAACCAAGCUCAGAAAUUACAGAUGGAAUUAGUUUGUCAGCUUGGGUCUUUAUUAGACACAUGCCCUUAAUUUGCCUCUUGCAGAGCUUAUGUAUGCGUGUGUACAUAUGCUUCUGGACAGUUUAUCAGCACUAGAGUAACGGGAGAGUACUGGCAAAACCGUGUAAGGAAAGAUUUAUAGGAGUUAUUAGGAAAGAUUGUCAGAACAGGUAGAUUCAAAUAGACUUCAUACAAAUCAGUUUUAAGACGACCCUUUUUGGCAUUUGGCAAACUCAUCUUCUGCAGUCUGGCAUUUUCUAUGAAUUGAAAUCAAGUCUGUAGAGUAAAAGGGCCUUCCAAAAGGCACCAAGAGAUACACAAACAAAUCCAAAGGUAGAAAAUUGAGUAUUUGCCUUCAGCAACUUUCCUCCACAUGCCUUGAGGGAUGUGGCGGUUAGUUCAAAAGCGCACCUUUCAAAUGAAAGGGAUAUACUAGGUCUAUUGCAGCACCUUCUGGGGCUUAAGUUGUUAAAUGGUUUAUGGAAAUCUGCUAAGUAACUGCUAAGUAGAUGUUCCCAGUUGCUGCUGUUUUUCAUAACAACUGUGGAACUUUGUCCAAGAAAGAAUAUGUCCCAAGACAAGUAGACCAGAGACGUUUGAAUGGACAUCCUUGGUCCCCUUCUUCCUUAAAACAAGUGGAAUUCAAUCUACACAAAACAAAUUUAACUUGUCCUAUGUCUUUUCUACAGUAUUAGUUCAUCUUCUGUUUUCUUAGUGUUAAUAGGAUAAUGUAAUCAGUAAGGCAGAACCCAAUAUCUGUUGUUGCAGCCGAUCUUAUUUUUACCGCAGAGGUCAUUGGCCAUAUUGAUGGUAAUCUGCCACUUCUCUGUAGGUUCUACCUCAUGACUGAAGACAGAAUAAUACAAAAUAAUAAUCAGGCUUUUCAUGCUAUUUAGAUGUGUUGUCACUGAACUGGAAAGCUCUAUUGCAGUGUUGUGUAGAUACCUAGGACAAUUUGCAGAAAUAAAAACAAAACUCUCAGUGUGACAUUCAGUUGGCUUUAAACUUGAUGUAAAGCAGCUUGUUCCUUUCUUCCUGUAGUUAAGACUGGGAUGUUGAUUCUUCUCUUGUAUUUUCUAACUCAUUAGAAAACAGGAGUCUAAUCAAUCCGAUAUUAAAAUGCACACAGGAUCCAUGUGAGAGUUUGAACAUACUUGGUAAAGGGGAUGCUGACCAGGAAAGCUGUAUUCAGCAAAGCCAUUUUGCAUGCAUUGUAUACAUUCAAGUCCUCUUUUGAGGACUCAUGUAAAUAAGAGUUUUCAGUCUGUUCCUUCUGGAACAGCAGAGCCUGUUUAUUGCCCUUUACAGUUUGCUGAUACUUAUGUCCAAUGGUGAUGACCCUUAUGGCAGGAUUUUGCACGCACUGUGUAGUUGCCUUCAUGUAGACGAUGAAUCCGCUUUUCAGCCUUCCGGAAUACAUAGCCAGCUCUCUCUCUAGCAAUACAUAGGCACUGUUAGCAUUGGUGUAUGAACAAUAUAAAGGGUUCUCUUAUCUUACUAGUAAAGGCCAAAUGAGAGUUCACCACUCCAUUUAUUUUAUAUGGAUGGCAGCUGCUGCCAUGGAAGUGUCUCUUCCUUUCCUCAGCUAAGGUUAGUACUCACUGUGCUUUUUAACCAAUUUCUGAUCUUGCCCUGUUAGUUACAUAGUGCUCUUUCAGGUGGAACAGGUGCCUUUACUGGCGCCUUUUGUAGCCUGGAACUGCUGCAUGAUCUUUCUGAAAGAUUUGUUCAAAUAUUUUCCCUUGAGUAAUGGAGAGUUGCACUUUGGAUAAUCUUCGCUCUGUGAUUCCAAAGAAGACCUCUGUCAUGGGGAAUAUAUUGCAUUAGAAUUCAACACGCUUACUGUAUCUGUUUUUGCACCUUAAGGAAAUUGAAGGAAGAAAACCUUUCCAGGUUUCUGCUAAAAGCUGGUGGAGACUGAAUGUUAGUUUCAGUUCUGGACCCUUAUCCUUUCAGCAGCUGUGUUUCCAUGUGCAUCCUGUUCUUUCACAGAAGACCAACUUAUAAAUUGAAUCAGAGUCCAGUUGCCUACCUGCUGCUCACAGGUUGAAUUUGCUGGUGUGCUUUAAGAGGCCAAAAAGAAGUUCCCACUGGGAAAAAGUUCCCGCUGGGGAAAGGCAUUUUAGCUAGCUAAGAUCUGGUUUGGGAACUACACCAGCAGCUUGCUGCGAGCCCGUGGAGAGCACAAUAUGUUCUGCGGCUAUUGGGAUAUACAUGGAGGUGCAGCCUGUGGGGAUGUGUUGUUCUGCACCAGUGCAAGGGACCCUGCUUUAUUGCUUGCUGGAAAAGGGUCUCAAUAGACAGUUUACCUUUUAAGCUUAAAAAGAGAGGCAAGUUUUGUUGCUUUCAGGCUUUUUUUUUUUUAACUUUCUGGUUGAGGGGAGGGGGAGAAAGGCUCUAGGCUUAUGUAUUUUGCUUGUUUUACAUUAAGUCUGGAAAGAGUCAUUCAUCAGGUUCCGGCUUUGGUUGUAUUUGUACUAUUACUGCAUGCUUAUCUCAGGAGCAAACUGUUGUUUUUAUACUUUGAAAAGGGUGGGUGCAGAAUGGUCUCUAUGAGAACUCUUUGAAAGGGAAGAAAUGCUACAUACUGGGAGAGCAAGGAGCAGAAUUGCACCACAGGGGAGUGGUUUCCAUCUGUCCCUUUUGACUUGUUGGGAGGGAUGCCGCAUCGUAUUACAAACUUCUAGUAUAUUUUCCAUAGUCUAUUUCAGUGCUUUUGGGCAUGAGAAAUAACAGUAUCUUACUCCAUUCACUGCACCUUUAGCUCUCCUGUUGUGUAUAAAGUUGUAUGUGUACAUAAAUAAACUGUGGACAUUUAUUGAA